AAACCCUAAAUUCACUUCAAUUAUCUAUCCCGAAAUCCUUCAAUUUUCUCAGAUUUCACUAUCUUGAACCCAUGUGAGCCCUAAUUUUCGUUGCUCUUCAACUAGGUUCUUCGAAAUUUUGAUUUGCCACAUGAAACCCUAGAUCUUCGUUUUCCCCACUGAUGCGCUGGUUUGGCGCAUGACUCGGUUAACAUUGCAAUUUUUUUUGGAUUUUGAAUUGCGUGUUGAUUAAUGGAUAGUAAUAAGGACGAAGCAUUGAGAUGCGUUCGUAUUGCCGAGGAAGCAAUUGUUUCUGGAAACAAGCAGCGCGCGCUUAAAUUCAUUGGAAUUGCGCAGAGGCUCAACCAUAAUCUUUCGGUCGGUGAUCUUUUGGCUGCAUGUGAGAGGCUUGAUGCGGCUGCGGCGCCCCCGCCACCGGCUGUGGAUGGGAAUGGUGUUGAUCAGAAUAGGAAUGAGUCUGUUCGGAGUAAGGUUGGCGAGGUUUCGAAUGGGGAGCGGAAUUAUACAGAGGAACAUGUGGAAUUGAUAAGGAAGAUUAGGAGGAAUAAGGACUAUUAUGGGAUUCUUGGUGUAGAGAAGAGUUGUUCGGUGGAGGAGAUUAGAAAGGCUUAUAGGAAAUUGUCGUUAAAAGUUCAUCCUGAUAAGAACAAGGCCCCAGGUUCUGAAGAAGCUUUUAAGAAAGUGUGCAAGGCUUUCAAGUGCUUGAGUGAAGAGGAAUCAAGGAGGCAGUAUGAUCAAACGGGUCUGGUUGAAGAAUUUGAGUACAAUCAGCAGCACAAUGUUAGGCGGCGGAGGAGGAGGACUGGGCAUGACUUCUUUGAUGAUGAUUUUGAUCCUGAUGAGAUAUUCAGGUCAUUCUUUGGUCAGACAGAGAUGUUCCGCGCAAACUAUGUUUAUAGGACUAGAGACAUGGGUGGCCAACAGAGAGAGAAUUUUCAUGGUGGUGGACCUAAUAUUAUGGUUCUUCUUCAGAUAUUGCCCUUCUUGUUAAUUUUCCUGCUAGCUUAUCUGCCCUUUUCAGAGCCAGAGUAUUCCUUGCAGAGGAACUAUACUUACCAGUUUUCCCAGACAACUGAGAAGCAUGGAGUGGAAUUCUAUGUUAAAUCUGCAGAAUUUGACGAGAAGUAUCCGCUAGGUAGUGUUGAUCGAGCUAAAAUUGAGGGCAAUGUAAUAAGAGAUUACAAGCACAUGCUUGGGCGCUAUUGUCAUAUAGAACUCCAGAGGCGUCAGUGGAAUAGAAAUUUACCAAUUCCACACUGUGAUAAGUUGCAGAACCUUGGAAUAGCAUGAAGUGAAAGGGAAGGUGAAUAAAAAGAAUAAAUCAAAAUGAUACUUUCUUGUUGACGGAUGUGAACGGUGGAGGUAGUUGGAUAUACCUGUUUGGAAAUCCAGGUUCAAGUGGGCUCAACCUGACCUAACCCUAAGUCAUGUAUCACGAAUCCCCUCCGGCAAGCUGAACACCAUCACCCAAGAGGUCACCACCUGGUCAAUUGCACUCAGCCUUGAGCCCCAUGGACAUGCGAACCAAAGGAAGGCGAGUUUGAUCUAUCCACGUUCAUUGAGCCCGAAUAUAAGUCUUCAGGGCCUUAAUGGAUUUCGCGUAUCAAUAGACAAUCACCACACGGGUUUUGCCCGAUAAUACCCCAGGAAGGCGUCUCUGGCUAUAAAUUGAAUGGUAAUAAGCUUCCGGUGGGCAAAGUAUUGUAAUGUAGCAAGCGAGUCUGUCAUCUUAGCUUA
Vitis riparia (riverbank grape) is the source of this 1737-nucleotide messenger RNA. RefSeq names its product chaperone protein dnaJ 49. Gene Ontology annotation, molecular function: Hsp70 protein binding. Gene Ontology annotation, biological process: cellular response to misfolded protein. Gene Ontology annotation, cellular component: endoplasmic reticulum membrane. The transcript has 2 exons. The record is from RefSeq and is a predicted model, not a curated record. Lineage: Eukaryota; Viridiplantae; Streptophyta; Magnoliopsida; Vitales; Vitaceae. The coding region runs from base 232 to 1290 and encodes 352 amino acids.